AUGUUCACCCACUCGACCCCAGCGCCCGCAUUUCCUGGCUUUGGGAGUGAUUCGGUCGCUUCGCCAGGUGUUGCUGCCUCACCCACGUCCGCCGCCGCUGCCACUGGAAGCUCGGGCUCAACGUCGAGAACAAGCCGACUGCGCGGGCUGAGUUACCUCCGGAAUUACACCCAAACUCACAUCCUGUCGCGGGAUCACUCUUCGCCCACGACGACCACGCCCAACUCGCCUGUCAACGCCUCGGGACAUCAUUCCGUGACCUUGGCUCUACACACCGACACCACCCACCAAUCCGCCUCCAACCCGCAAGUCUCCAACUCGUCAAGCGGCACGGUCAGCAGCACCACCACCACGUCUGCUGGCCCUGGUUCGGGCCCCGAAGCCCCCACAGCCACAGCAGGUGCAAAAGCCGCCGCUAACAACAACAAUAACACCGCCAUCCCCAGCGCAAACAAUCUCGUCUCCGCAGCUCGCAAUCCGUCUCACCACGGCCGCGCCCAUCACCAGAAUUCCUCCUCUCUCUCCUCCAUCCAUAUCCCCUUCAUUUCCCGCGGCCACAGCGACCCUGCGCACCCCUCCCGACAUUCGCCUUCGCUAUCGACCAACGACGCGACUGUAAAUCCCAACCACUCGGCCUCGGUGCGGUCCAAUCGAACGCCCUUUUCUCUUCUCCCGCACCGUUCCCACUCCCUCACCGACGGCGUCGCUUCUGCAUCUCUGGAGUCGCCUACUGUUACCUCGCCGACGACAUCAGUACCUCCAGGGAUAGCUUCUCCUUCGGAUGACAACGGCAUUCGGGUGGCUGCAGACACUCUUCACAGCAACAGCUCCUCCACGGGUAACAUCAUUAGUAAUAACAAUAACGCGGCCACCAUGACCAGGGCUCGAUCCGCGACUACAAGCGACAUUGCGACCAGGGCUGAAACUGGUGGAAACAUGGAGUCGCUUCCCUCGAUACGUUUCAGCACCUUCUACGACCCUAGGGCGACACGCCCAUCGCUUACCUUCUCUCCGAUCUCACGCACUUUACCAACCGGAAAAGAAGUCAUUCGCGUCGGCAGAUAUUCCGAAAGAGAUAAACCUUCGGUGGUUCCGCAUAAUGUGCCCUCGGCAGCGCCCGUAGGAUUCAAAAGCAAGGUCGUCAGCAGGCGGCAUUGCGAGUUUUGGUAUGAAGACGGAAAGUGGUUUAUCAAAGAUGUCAAAAGCAGUAGUGGGACCUUCCUCAACCACAUACGCCUCAGUCCUCCAGGGACUGAAUCCAAGCCCUUCCCCGUCAAUGAUGGCGAUAUCGUACAGUUGGGAAUCGACUUCAAGGGAGGCGAGGAAAUGAUAUUCCGCUGUGUCAAAAUGAGGCUCGAGCUAAAUCGUGGCUGGCAGGCCAAACUCAACGCCUUCAACAUGCAAACGCACAAGAGGCUUAGAAACAUGACAGCCCAAAGUUCUGCGAAUGGCGCUUCCCAGUCAUACUCGCAAGACUGCUCGAUCUGUCUUAAUAGCAUAGGGCCCUGCCAGUCCCUGUUUGUAGCCCCUUGCUCGCAUACAUGGCACUACAAGUGCAUCCGAUCAUUGCUGUCGUCGCCAUCUUAUCCUCAGUUCAUAUGCCCUAAUUGCCGUGCCGCUGCCGAUCUUGAGGCUGAAGUUGACGAUCCGGAGGAUUGGGAGCAACUGGAGGCCGACGAACAGAUGGAAGACGCCGUAUACGUUCAAGAUGAAAGUCAAGCCAGCUCCAACGACGCCCAAGCUCGACCGGCAGCGGUUACGUCGAGUCACCAACACGAAACAGACGCUAGCGGUGACGUGACGAUGCUGUAUUCGAACCCGCAACAGUCCGCUGUAUCUAAUCCUUUCGACGGGACUAGCCGUCCCGUGGUCUCGCAUCACUCAACGUCGCAGCCAGUGCCCAUUCGGCAGAACCCAGCUGCAGUCAAUGGUCAAGCAGGUGAAGGUUUUCGAGAUGCCGCCAGAACUCCGUCGCCCACUGGAAUCGUUCACGCGGUUAGCACUCACGAGGGUCCGAUCACACCACGUAACGACGUUGGGCCUUGGGUCUUUGAUGGUGGCAGCACCACACGCACGCGAGCCAACGGAGAACCCGACAAUGUUUCGAGACUAGCCAGUCUCGAAGCCGCAGUCGCAGGUGCUCACAUCACUGGGGCCACUGGGAGUACAUAG
Neurospora hispaniola is the source of this 2172-nucleotide messenger RNA. RefSeq lists its product as uncharacterized. Gene Ontology annotation, cellular component: cytosol; ubiquitin ligase complex; cell division site. The transcript has 3 exons. Gene Ontology annotation, biological process: protein K48-linked ubiquitination; ubiquitin-dependent protein catabolic process. NCBI's taxonomy places the organism in Eukaryota, Fungi, Ascomycota, Sordariomycetes, Sordariales, Sordariaceae. The record is from RefSeq and is a predicted model, not a curated record. Bases 1 to 2172 code for a protein of 723 amino acids. Gene Ontology annotation, molecular function: protein binding; ubiquitin protein ligase activity.